GAAGAUAGACUUCAUGCAGAAAGACUGCAGCUUCUGGUUCCUGAAAAAUGAACACAAAAUUCCUUCCUUAAAUGAGCUCAGUGUGUGUGUGAACAUAAAGAGGAGGCUCAGCAAUUCAUACUGGACCGCGUUCACGUACCUGCACCCUAAUAAAACACGCAUAGAGCUUGGGCUGAAGGGAUUUGGAGAAGAACUCCAUAUCAUAAUGUUUGGGAGAGUCUGGACCAAAUCUUCGGUGGUGACCUUGGACAACUGGCAUUCCAUUUGCAUGACCUGGUCCAAAUCCAUGACCGAACCAAAAGUCUAUGUCAAUGGAACCAAAGUAGAAUUAAAACCACAGUCUGAAACGGCUCUGCAUCCUUAUUGCUGUAGCGUGGCCGCCGGUGGCACUCUGACUUUAGCUGUGGCCCACAAUUUUGUGAAGAACAAGAUAAGCAUCGAGACGGGCACUGAACUGAAGGGCAGCUUAAGUCUAUUCAGGAUGUGGAAACAAGUACGCAGUGCUCAAGAGAUCUCCACGAUGGCCUGCACUGAUGGGGAUAUGCUGCAUUGGGAGAAAAGAAUCUGGAACAAAGCCCAGGAUUGUACACCUAUACAAGACGUUACGCAGAAGUGCAACUGGCCUUUUUAUGAAGUAAAAUUAGUGCUUAUCAUCAUUCGUGAAGACGGAAACAAAACAAACAUUUACGAUGCCCGAGAAGUUGCUCAUCAGUGGUUGACACAAGCAUUAGAAGAAUGGCCAAAACAUGUAUAUUUGCAUAAAGUAAAAGUGUUCCCUAUAGGAAGCACUCUUACACGAUCCAAUGGAAGUGCAAAGGGGGGAACCAUGCAACUGUUUGCCACCAGUCCUGGACUCAGCCAGUUUGAUUGCUUGGCUCACCUGAAUGUGAUUCCCAAUGCUGAUGUAGGACAAAUACAGGAUGAACUCACUGAGAUCCUCGCCAAGCGUUACAAAAUUGACCACUAUGAAAUAAACACAGAUGCUAACUUCAUCUUCAUAUAUACUCUUGAUGAUCUUUGGCCGGACCUAGACACAAACCCACCCUUAACCGGGACUGAAACACAAACAACCACAAUUCCUCAACUGACGUCUACAGCUACUGAAAUUAUUACUCCUGCAAAAACAAUAGUCACAACACCCAAUCAAGUGGCAAUAACAACAGAAGUUGUUUCAUCCUCAACUGAAACAACAAAAAUCACUACUUCCACACCAUUCAUGGAAACAACCCUGGCAGGAAGUUCCACGACUUUUUUAUCGUCCACAAGAAGUCUUACAUUAAAUACAGCCGAAUGCUCUUCUACUAUUUCACCUGAAGGAAACAUAUCAGAAAGUUAUUUCAGUGUUAAUGUCAAUGUGACUGUCAAUGGCUCUGGUGACCCUGAGAACAUAAUUACAACCUGGCUUCAAGAAACUCUUUCUGGUAAAGGAAUACAGGUGUUGCACUUUAAACUCUUGACUUCCUCAACACAUGCACAAAAACGAAGUGUGGAAACAAAAUCAUUCAAAGUGGAUAGAAAGCACUCUCUUUCAGUGACAAGGUGA
Carassius carassius (crucian carp) is the source of this 1543-nucleotide messenger RNA. Its product is annotated as adhesion G-protein coupled receptor G4-like. NCBI's taxonomy places the organism in Eukaryota, Metazoa, Chordata, Actinopteri, Cypriniformes, Cyprinidae. The transcript is spliced from 12 exons. The record is from RefSeq and is a predicted model, not a curated record. Bases 14 to 1543 code for a protein of 509 amino acids.